Molecule: messenger RNA, 2207 nt
Organism: Neltuma alba
Lineage: Eukaryota; Viridiplantae; Streptophyta; Magnoliopsida; Fabales; Fabaceae
Exons: 3
Coding region: 359-1945 (528 amino acids)
Source: RefSeq, a predicted model, not a curated record
UGAGACUUGGCACCUGUAGGCUUCGGCUAUAUGCAUGCUCUCUCUCUCUCUAUCGCCUUUACCUGUCUGCAACUACAGCUGCCAUCUCCUUCGCUUCUUCCUUCAUCUUGCUCGCCCUUUCUUUCUCUUACUUCCAUUGUAUUGUUUUCGCUCUGAUCUCACUCCUCUGUUCACAUUUCUUUUUCUGAAUGGAGGUCGCCUUCGUUGUAUUUUGUGCCCCCUUCUAUCGGAUCUGGCUCUCGUCAAUCUGGUAGUUCUUACCAAAAUUUAGGGCUUUUCAGCAAUGCAUUUGUUCUGAUUUCUUCUUUUUCUUCCUCUUUAUACGAAGAAUUCACUGAAGAUUUGAGAUACUCGGGAAAUGAAAGCGACCCAGAAAGAUUCGCAAAAGUUAAUUUGGGAUGAGACGAGAAGCCCCUCCGCUUCCCCUAUGGCAGGAGCUGCCACGCAUUCGCGAACCUUACCCAAGCUGCUUGUGUGGCUCAUCCUCUUCGUUUCUGUCACCUAUAUUGUUUACACGCUCAAGCUCGUUUCCACAUCACGCGCUUGCGAUGAUGGACCCUUCUCUACCGACCGCCUCUCUUCAUCCUCUGCCGCCACGCUUAACACUGUGCCCAGAAUCAGAAUCAAUGUCACUGCCUCCAGGCCGAUUCGAAAUCCAACGUCCAUAGCUGUGAGUCGAGAAUCUCAAGAAAUCAACAACCAAACGGAGCUCCGCCACGUGGUGUUCGGAAUUGCCGCCUCCGCUAAGCUCUGGCAUCAAAGAAAGAACUACAUCAAGCUGUGGUAUAAGCCCAAGGAAAUGAGGGGCAUAGUGUGGCUCGAUGAACGAGUUAAGACCUAUGACAACGACGGCCUCCCGCCGAUUAAGAUAUCUGGUGACACUUCAAAUUUCCCCUACAAGAACCGGCAAGGUCACCGGUCCGCUAUUCGGAUCUCUCGCAUUGUCUCCGAGACUCUACGAUUGGGGCUUAAGGAUGUGAGAUGGUUCGUGAUGGGGGACGAUGACACCGUUUUCGUCACCGACAACCUCCUCAGGGUUUUAAGGAAAUACGAUCACAACCAAUUCUAUUACAUUGGUAGCUUAUCGGAAAGCCAUCUGCAAAACAUCUUCUUUUCGUAUAACAUGGCGUAUGGCGGUGGCGGCUUCGCCAUUAGCUACCCAUUGGCCAAAGCUCUGGUGAAAAUGCAGGACCGCUGUAUUCACAGGUAUCCAGGACUCUACGGCUCCGAUGACCGAAUGCAAGCGUGUAUGGCCGAACUCGGUGUUCCACUCACCAAAGAAGUCGGUUUUCACCAGUAUGAUGUGUACGGGAACCUGUUUGGGCUUCUUGCAGCUCAUCCUGUGACCCCACUUGUUUCACUGCACCACCUUGAUGUUGUUGAGCCAAUCUUCCCCAAUGUGACUCGAUUGGAAGCCCUUAAACGGCUUACUGUACCAAUGAAGUUGGACUCAGCAGGUCUGAUACAGCAAUCCAUCUGCUAUGACAAAAAAAGAAGCUGGACCAUAUCAGUUUCAUGGGGUUUUGCUGUCCAAAUCUUUCGUGGUGUGUUUUCACCACGGGAGAUAGAAAUGCCUUCGAGAACAUUCUUAAAUUGGUACAGAAGAGCGGAUUACACUGCCUAUGCAUUCAACACGCGCCCGGUUAGCCGAAACCCAUGCCAAAAGCCUUUUGUGUUUUACUUUUCAAAGGCAAAAUUCAAUUCUACAAAGCAGCAGAUAGUGAGUGAAUAUGAUCGGCAUCGUGUCCCCCACCCUGAAUGCAGGUGGAAGAUGAUUGAUCCUUCGACUUUUGACAAGGUGGAGGUAUAUAAGAAGCCUGAUCCUUAUCUCUGGAAUAGAGCUCCCAGGAGGAACUGUUGCAGGGUGAUGAAGUCAAAGAAGUCAGGAACAAUGGUAAUAGAUGUGGGUGUAUGUAGGGAAGGGGAGGUCAGUGAAAUCUUGUGAUGACUACUCUAUUAAUAGGGAAAAUCUUUUUUUUUUUUUUCCUUGUUUAGAUCCUUAGCUUAUUUGUUUAAUUUUUUGUUCCUCAAGUCGAGUCAGCAAAAAAUUUUGCAAUUUUCCUCCGGGUUAAGUCAACUGCCACGCAAUUAUUUAAAAGGGAGAGAUUGGGGGGGAAGGUCAAUGUACAAAAAGAUUUGUAGUUUAAACAGGUUCUAUUAUAUUGACUCCCUAUAAGUUUAAUUUAAUUUGUAAUUUUAUUACACCA